AUGCCUCCACAAACGCAGCUUGAGUCCACCUUUUAAGUUUUUCGAGCUUCGAUUUGCUUCCUAUUUGCAUUAUUACAAGUGGAACUUUUUAAGAUUCAAAAAAGGAUUUAAUUAGUGGCAAAAGAACUUAAAUUAUAAUUGAAUACCUUAUACUUUAUUCUAAAAACAUUACUAACGAGUAAAACUCUCGGUUCAGGCAUUCAAACUUCUUUUUUAAAAGAUUCAUUACAUUAUUAAACACUUAUGGCUAUUGAAUAAAGUUGUGUAAAUUUAACAUUUUCUCUCUAUAUUUUAAUAACUAUUUGGAUGAGUUUCUCUACAAAUUUGAAAAUUAGUAUCAAAAAAAAUCGAGAUGUUAAAGGAUAUGUAGAUUAAAAUCAAGGGGAUAAAUUUACAAAUAAGAAGUAAUCAAUUUAAAAGCUAAGGAGAAUAGCAUAAAAACGGGAAGGCCUUCCCCCAUCGAUUUGA
Messenger RNA from Paramecium tetraurelia, 468 nucleotides. RefSeq lists its product as uncharacterized. The transcript has a single exon. The record is from RefSeq and is a predicted model, not a curated record. NCBI's taxonomy places the organism in Eukaryota, Ciliophora, Oligohymenophorea, Peniculida, Parameciidae.